AUGAUGAAAGCAGACCAAAUCCUCAGCAUUAUAUUUCGGCAGCUUAGACCAUCCCUGCACCAGCCACACUCCGCAAACUCACAUCUCCGCCCCCUCUCCCAAUUUGCGCCACUCCGCCAUCCCAGCUUUCCGCGUCCAUCGUGUACGCCCAAACACCGCAUCGCACAACCUUCCUUUGCACUUCGCAAUUGUCAGACCCGUCGAGUCUCUGACUCCACGUCCGCUCCUUCGUCAGCGGUCGCGCACUCCCCGAACUACCCUAGCAACACCCAAAGCCCCCUGGAGAAACCCCCCGCUUAUGAGCUCACCUUUACAUGUAAACCAUGCAAGCACCGCUCUACGCAUACCAUUUCGAAGCAAGGGUAUCAUAAGGGGACGGUUUUGAUCACAUGCCCCGAGUGUUCGAAUCGGCAUGUCAUUAGUGAUCAUCUGAAGAUCUUUGGGGACCAACCAUUUACCAUCGAGGAUUUGAUGAGGCAGAAGGGCCAACUAGUGAAGAGAGGAACGUUAGGCGGGAAGGGAGACCUUGAGUUUUGGGACGAUGGGAGUCAGACAGGCAAGGACACGCUAGAGGGGCAUCAAUAA
Letharia lupina is the source of this 585-nucleotide messenger RNA. RefSeq lists its product as uncharacterized. The record is from RefSeq and is a predicted model, not a curated record. The transcript is spliced from 2 exons. Gene Ontology annotation, cellular component: mitochondrion. The coding region runs from base 1 to 585 and encodes 194 amino acids. Gene Ontology annotation, biological process: protein stabilization; protein import into mitochondrial matrix; protein folding. Lineage: Eukaryota; Fungi; Ascomycota; Lecanoromycetes; Lecanorales; Parmeliaceae. Gene Ontology annotation, molecular function: protein-folding chaperone binding; zinc ion binding.